Molecule: messenger RNA, 7420 nt
Organism: Drosophila teissieri
Lineage: Eukaryota; Metazoa; Arthropoda; Insecta; Diptera; Drosophilidae
Gene: Hk
Exons: 10
Biological process (GO): potassium ion transport; regulation of potassium ion transmembrane transport
Cellular component (GO): voltage-gated potassium channel complex; cytoplasm
Molecular function (GO): transmembrane transporter binding; potassium channel regulator activity; voltage-gated potassium channel activity
Source: RefSeq, a predicted model, not a curated record
UGUCAGCGUCAGUUUCAGUUUCGCCUGGCUCUUCGGCCGCAACUGACGACUGUUGAUUCCGUGUGGGCUUUUCACCUGUCGAACGGUGCAAAUUAGUAUGACACCGCCUCGGCUGAGUCGCUAUUUGAUGGCGGUGCGUGGCGGGCGCGAUGGGGAGCAGCACAGCAAGAACUCGCAGACCGACGAAGAGAAGCAGCGCGAUCGACAGCGAAACGAGCGCGAGGCGAAAAAAGAAGAGCAGGACGCCAUCAACUACAAGCGCGACAAGGAGCAACGCGAGGCCCGUCUGCUGGACUUUGAGAUACGCCGCCAGCAGAAGCGGGACGAGCAGCAGCAGCAGCGCCAGCAGCAGCAGCAACUGCAGCAGCACCGCGAGCAGCAGCACCAGCAGCACCAGCAGCAUCAGCAGCAGCGCGAGCAUCUGCAGCAGCAGCAUCGCGAUCAGCCGCAGUCCAGCGAGAAAAGUCCGCCCACCUCCUCCACCGCAGCAGCAGCAGCAGCAGCAGCCGCCGCCCACCAGACGCAUCCGCAUCAGCAUCCGCAUUCGCAGCAGCAGCAGCAGCGGCAGCAUUUGCAUCUGCAGCAGCAGCAUCUGCAGCACCAGCAGUCGCAGUCGCAGCAACAGCAGCAGCAGCAGCAACAGUCAACGGGCAGCGGCAGCAGCAACACACCCGUGACCCCCAAGUUGCAGACACCUCCCCCCGAUCGAUCGCUGCCCCCCGCCUUCCGGAGUCGCUCCAUCGAGCGGGAGAUUCUCUACGAGCGGAAGCGAUUCUCGCAGCCGGAAACCGGCGAGAUCAAGGAGCUCGAUAGUACGACAUCAUCAUCCUCCACGCAGCAGACCUUCCCUGGCAGCGCAGUCGGGGCGGGCAGAGCAGCGGCAGCGGCAGCAGCAGCGGUAGCUGGAAGCGGAAGCGGGACAGCGGUACCGAUAGCGGUUGCAGUAGCAGGAGCGGGAGCGGGACAAUCGGCGACAUUGGCGGGGCCGCCGGCAACGGCCGCAGCUGCCACAGCUGCGAUCAUACCGAUACUGCCGCUCGGCGUUGCAACGCUGCGCGAUGAUUCCACCGAAUCCGAGCAGUCCGUGACCUGUGCGCACAACCAGCUCGAUGCCUACCACCGCAUCAUGUGCCGGGCUCCCAUUGCGUCACUCGACUGUAUGGAGGAGUUCAGUGGUACGGGCGGUCAUCUUGAUUUCGGUCGCUCGAUCAGCCUGGGCUCCAAUCCGGCGCUGCCACUGCGCCAUGGUUCCACGCCGACGCCGGGGCUGCGGUACAAGAAUCUGGGCAAGAGCGGGCUGCGCAUCUCGAACGUGGGCCUGGGCACCUGGCCGGUCUUCUCGCCGGGCGUGAGCGAUGACCAGGCGGAGGCCAUCCUCAAGCUGGCCAUCGAGAGCGGCAUCAAUCUGUUCGACAUCUCGGAGGCGCACUCGGAAACGGAGAUCGGCAAGAUACUGCAGCGGGCGGGCUGGAAGCGGACCGCCUAUGUCAUCACCACGAAGGUCUACUGGAGCACCAAGUCGGAGGAGCGCGGUCUCUCCCGGAAGCACAUCAUCGAGUGUGUGCGUGCCAGCUUGCAGCGACUGCAGCUGCAGUACAUCGACAUCGUCAUCAUCCACAAGGCAGAUCCCAUGUGUCCCAUGGAGGUGGUGCGCGCCAUGAGCUACGUGAUACAGCAGGGCUGGGCCAUGUACUGGGGCACCGCUCGCUGGAGCCAGGUGGAGAUCAUGGAGGCGUACACCAACUGCCGCCAGUUCAACUGCAUCACGCCCAUUGUGGAGCAGUCCGAGUACCACAUGUUCUGUCGCGAGAAGUGCGAACUCUACCUGCCGGAGAUGUACAACAAGAUCGGUGUGGGCCUCAUGGCCUGGGGCCCACUCUCGAUGGCGCUCAGUGACACGCAGAAUGGCGACAAGCUCUUCCUGCCCAAGGGCUCCUUCAAGACGAAGAGCUUCUCCUGGACCGAGGACGAGAUCAAUCGCAAUGCCGCUCUGUCGCCGCAGGGCAGUUGGGGCAAGGACCGCAUCGACGAGGGGCGCCGCCACUGCGACCGCCUGCGUGACCUUGCCGCCCUCGCCGAGAAGCUGGGCUGCAGCCCCACCCAACUGUCCAUCGCCUGGUCGCUGAAACAUGAGCCAGUGCAAUGCCUGCUGCUGGGCGCCACGUCGGCGGAGCAGCUGCACCAGAGUCUGCAGUCGUUGCAGCUGCUGCCGCGACUCUCGUCGAGCGUUAUGCUGGAGCUGGAACGGAUAUUGGAGAACAAACCGGUGCGGCCGCCGAUGAUCUCGACCUUGGCGCUCCGGUGACAAUCAGCGUGCCCGCAGGGGCCGCUCAGCCUGAGCGGUGGCGGACCCUGCGGCGCCGAUUCGCCCAAGCACGAGGAUGAGGCCUUCAUCGAGGAGGUGGACGCUGCCAAGGACGCUGCCAAGCAGGGCUUCUGCCUCAUCCAGUGACACAAGGAGUCCUUAGAUAAUGAUAAUAAAUUUUUGAAAGUGAUUAGCAGUAAAACUAGCCUAAGUAGCAAUACCAUGACGACAACAAUAAGCAAGCAGGAGCAGCAACCGCAGCAGCAACAGCAGCAGCAACAGCAGCAGCAACAGCAGCAGCAACAGCAACAACAACAUCCGCAGCAGCAACAGCAACAACAACAUCCGCAGCAGCAGCAUCCCCUGCAUCAGCAGUAUGUGCAACUACAGCAGCCACAUUUGGUGACCAGCGAUUCGCCAGCUGUUGCCAUCGCCGCUGACCUUCAGUUCGAUACCCUGAAUAACAACAACAACAACAGCAGCAACAACAAUAACAACAGUGGCAGUCCAGAGCAGGCACUGCCCUCCACUGGCGACGAGCGCCAGAAGCGUCGCUCGCUGCUCAACUUCAAGUCCCUGGACUUCCAUCUAAAGUCGCUGUACAGUGGCCUACGGAGCACCUCGGGCACAACGCCGCCAGCCAGUCAACCGAAUAGCUCCAUUCCGGCGGUGGAUCAGCCGCAGCGUAGGAUGCCCUACUUGCGGGUGGAGAGCGUGGAUCCCGAGGAGCCACCGCGAGGAGGAUCUGUGCUCCCAGGACAUUCGCCCAGCUUUCUGUCACCCUACAGUGGAGUUGGUGGCGGUGGCGUAAGCCUGCAGUUGCCAUCCUCAUCGGAUGGCGGCACCAUUCGCAGAUCCUCCACCUCGGACAUAGUCAAUUGCAGGCGGGGAGGGGGAGCAGGUGGUGGAGCAGGUGGAUCGCAGGACAGCCGGAGGCCCAGCACCUCGGAUCUGCUGAGGAAGGCGAGGGAGCGCAAGGGCAGCGAGGCCAGGAUGGGCAGAAGCGUCUCGCACAGCGGGCUAACCAGGGGCGGACCCGGCGGAGGAUGUGGUGGCCUCGGCGGGCGACGAACCAGCAUGGCCUUCUAAACGAAAAAAAUAACAAAUGGAAUAACAAACUUAAGCAAUGAGAUGAUGGGGAUGGCGAAGCAAAAACUGUUGAUCAAAUCUGAAUCAGAAAUAGGCUGACAAAAUGGCGCUUAUGAAUUUUUAUCUAGUGAAAAGAAAACUAAAAACAAAAAAACACCAAAAAAACAAGAACAAAAAAACAAGAAAAAAAUUAACAAUAAUAGAGCAGCUAUUAAGGAAGGAUUUUUUUUGUGGAUCUAUUAUCAUUAUGAUUAUUAUAUGGUUACUACAAUUGCGCCUCGAAAGAACUAAAGUUAGUAGAUAAAUUAAAGCAAGUAAUGAACAGAAACAGAAACAUAACAUUUCAUCUCUCUCUCUUUAACUCGGUAUCUCUCUCUCUCUCUCUCCCCCCUCCCGGCAAAUCGAAUAUAUAUAUAUACAUAUGUAAAUAUAUGUGUAUUUAAAGAAUCCCCAACUUUUAUGACAAUAUUAGAACCUAACUAUCGUGUACUAUCGUGUUAAUUAUCGCCUGGCAAAAGCUCUAAAACUAACCUGCGUUCCAACCCAAAAAAACCCAAAAAAACGAAUGAUUCAAGAUCGAUCCAUUAUAUCAUCACACUGUGAGAGUUCAUAUCAAGCGAGAAGGACGAAGGAUGAAGGAUACCCUAAUAUGCACUAUGCUAUAUGGGAUAGUGUCUUUUUCAUUAAUCGAUUUGUAGACUUAACGAGUGUUAAACGAUUGUUAACGAUUGACUUGAGGCAGCGAUUAGCGACUAAACAGAUUACUAUAUGCGAUAUAGAACUUGUCGUAUAAAUAAAUUUUAGCUAAACUUAUGAACAAAUACAAAAAAAGAGUAUGAAUAAGCACUCAAAUGGUAAACAACAAAGAAACAAUUCAAAUCAAAUCUUAUUAAAUAGACAUUACUAGCAUUAUGUAGUUAAUUAACUAACAAUUCAAGCGAAAUUUUUUUAAAUCAACAAAACGAAAAACAAAGCAAAUGCCUUUCAUAACAGCAACAACAACAACAACAACAAAUUUAUAUUUUAAAUAUAUGCCGUAUAUAUAUAGAGAUAUACACACACACACACGUGCAUACAUAUGUGAAAAUAACGAAAGCGAAGAAAAGAAAAGAGAAGAAAAUAAAACAAAGCAGCAACAAAUUGUUAUUAAUUAAUUGUAGUCCAUUAUCCGGAUGGCCCAUAUCCCAUAUUUCAUAUACUCGUAUGUAAGUGAAUGAAACACCAAUAUAGCAAUAUGUAGGAUAUACAUACAUACAUACCCUCCCGAAUACCGAAUACCAUGUAUUUUAUCAUCAUUAUCGAGUACAUAUAUAAAGUCUUUCUCACAUACGGACUGUGAUUUCAUAUAAAAGUAAACGUAAACUUAAACGUAAACGUAAAAGUAAACAAAGUAAACAAUUAAUUAUUAUAUCUAACCUAAUGUAAUUAAAGGCUAAGUUCAUUCGAAAGAUCUUGCAGAUACACACACACACACAACACACCAACACCAACACACACACACACAUUGCUCGCAAAAACACGCAUGUAUUUUGAGGAUCUGUUCGGAAAAGCAGCAGCAUAAAUAGCAAUUUUCAAAUCGAAUGGCAUUAUAUACUGAUACUCUACAAUUAAUUAACCAAAUGCGAUUGCCUUAAUAACGAAUAAUGAAUUAAAAACACUGGAUCUAAUCAGAUCGGUUCGGAUCGGAUAUAACCCAGUCGGGGGCCGGUUUCCUCAAACUUCAGUUCCAGAUCGGAAUACAUUAUAUACACGCAUAUGCAUUCCCAUUCGCAAACACAAGUUCAUACAUAUAUUUCCCGCACUGUUGCUUGAGAAAUCGCCCCGCGCAGAGAAACACCAUAUAUACUAUACAUAUAUUGGUUUAGCUCCAUCGGAUCACUCACAGAAUAAUAAUAGUAUAUAUAUGGUAUAUAUAGGGAGUACUAUACUAUAUACGAGAGUAAUUGCAUUUUUUAGUAAGUAGUUAAUCCGUCCUCAACAAACGGCCAACCAAAAAAAGCAACAAAUUAUUGCGAUCAGGCGCUGCUCAAUUGAAAAACACAAAGCAAACAUAUUUAAAAAUAUUUAAAAAUAUUCAAAUAUAUUCAAAAAUAUUCAAAAAUAUUUAAAAAUAUUUAAAAAUAUUCAAAAAUAUUUAAAAAUAUUCAAAAAUAUUCAAAAAUAUUCAAAAAUAUUUCCAGAAUCUAAGAAACUCUGAUUUUUGAUCGGAAAAGCAAAGCAAUUAAAUGUAUUCAAUAUUUUGAAGCUAGUCCUUAAAUAUUUUUCAAUCUUCUCAAUUUGCAAUUGUGAAGAUUAGAGUUUGUUAUUUCGAGGUUGUGAUAUUAAUUGAAAAAUUGCUGAAAAAAUCAAAUACAUAUCUGCAAAUGGCCGAAUUGUGUUACUUUGAUACAUUUUUAUGUGUUUGGCUCACUCAAAAAUUUAAAAACUAAUCGCUAUUGAGCAAUAUCCUUAGCAAUAUUAGCCAUUAAUAUUUAUAUUUGAUUUCUUACUACAUAUUUAGUUACAUAUAUAGUUUUCUAGAGUUUUUAGUUAUUUAGUUGUAGAGUUUGGACCUUCAAAGCAAAGCUUCUGUGCCAUGCUGAAUGGGUAAUCAAUUGAUAAGCAGCGCCUGUCGGUAGAUCCAAUCAUCAAUUGUGGCCAAGCCCCCUAAAAAGUAAAACUGAAAACUAAAAACGAACAAAAAAAGAAAAACAGCCACGUCGUGUGAACCGGAAAGCAAUAAUUCAAAAUGCUGCUGAAAAAAGUUCAACUAACAAAUUGAUGUACAUACAUAAAGUCAGUGGAAAACGUAAUGAAGCACAUACACGCAGUUGCAUUAUGAGAUUAAUUUUAGUCUGUUGUUAACGCAAUUAUUAUCACGAUUAUUAUGAUUACGAUUAUUAUAAACACGUAGCUAGUUAAAUCGAAUGAGAAUUAGCAAUUUAUACGCCUAAGCCUGAAAGUAACCACAAUUACACUCACACCCCUCACUCACACUCUCAAACACACACACCCACAGAAACUCCCUUAAAAAUACACUGACAACAAAACUAAAAACUAAACUGAAAAAAACAAAGGAAAUGCUAAUGCAGCGAACAAAAACAAAAAUGUAACGGAAAGUAUUACGAAGCAGAGAAGCAGCGUAGCGUUUAAAUCUCGAAAACAAAAUUUUACUUUACAUCAAAGCAGAAAUAUUUAUAACAAUUGCAAUAACUAACAAAUAACAAACGAGAUGCGAUAUAAUGGAAGCGUAUAUGUAAUAAAAUAUCUUAAAAUUAUUUUCUUAUCGAAACUGGCAAUAAUAAGUAUUAAUAUAAACUUAAACAACUAAAUAAUUAUAUUAAACACGCGCGAGCAGUUUGUAAGUUAACUUUGCAUAGAGGACACAUUUUGGAUCGAAUUACACUGAAAGAAAAGCUCGCACACACACACACACGCCAAGCGUUUACCCACACAAACACACACACGCACACACAGACAGUCGCGCAGGAAGUUCGAUCAUCAUUUACCGUUAAUGCACCAGUGUACACACACCCACACACACCCACACAACUACACAGAACAAAAUCAGCUUUACUUUAGAUUUUCGAUAAUUAAUUGCAGGGUUGUCGCCUAGGGUUGCUUAGAAUUCGAUGGGAAAAUCCAAUUCAGACGCUUGCAUAUUAGGCGUAGAUAAGAAAAUAUAUACAAAGUGCAUACAUAAACAAGCAAUAUCGCAAUAGCGCUCGUAUUAUUUCGCUAAGUUACUAGAAAAACCGAAAAAAAUAUUAACAAUUAAAUAACAGACAAACCUCUUUGAUUGAUUAAAAUGCAAAUUCGCGAUUGCGCGAUGGAUGACGAAUGAUGAAUGAUCGAUGAUGGACGAUGGAGGGCAAAUUGUUUACACUUCACUUUUAAAACCACAUUUAAUACUAAUAUUUCGAAAAGCUAAUUCAAAUAGGUUAUAACAAUAACGAACAAGAAGAAGAAGAACAAGAACAACAACAAGAACAAUGAACAGCAAAAACAACACAGCUAAAAUACUGAAAAAUUAUAUAAAAAUACAAA